This is a messenger RNA of Paramecium sonneborni, 963 nucleotides long. The record is from the annotation of a GenBank genome assembly. NCBI's taxonomy places the organism in Eukaryota, Ciliophora, Oligohymenophorea, Peniculida, Parameciidae.
AUGAAAACCAAAUACAAUAAAUUGUCUCCUAUUGAUCAAUCCAAAUCAUUUAAACCUGAACUACUCAAUGAUUACUAACUAAAAAUGAAUAUCUUAAAAUAAAAAAUUAUUCAUGAACGAUCCUCUCUUCGAUAAAUAAAUGGAGACCUAAGAAAAAUCUCAUAGGAACUCCAUAACAGAAUCUUUAAUUAAAAAUUCAAUUUCAAUAAACUUCUUAAAUAAAAUUAGUUUAUCAAUCACUAAUCUCAAAAGGACUCUAAUCCUGUAUUAAACAUACUUAAAAAAGAAUAACUAUUAUAAUAACAAUUGCAAUUAGAAUUAUCAAAACAAAAUAUGACUUAAUUUACUAACUAUGAAUAAGAACAUGAUAAAUCUCAACUCCUAGAUAAAAUAACUAUUAAUAAAAAAAAAUAAAAAUCAAAAUAUCGUGACAUUUUAAAAUCAAUUUUCAUUAAAUCUAUUGCUUAAUCCUUUCAUGAUGACUCUAUCAAUGUCAUCAAUUAUCUGACCAAACCUAAAUCCAUAUCCAUUAAUGAAUAAACCUAUCAACCCUCUCACAAUAGUUCUAUUAAACCUAUUGAUUAAUAUAUUCUAAACAAAUUAGAAAAUAUUGCACAAGAUUAACUUGAUAAUAGUUAUAUACCUUCUCUUACUCAAAAUGAAAUUAAAAUAUCUCCCCAAAAGAACUCUAUACAUAAAUUAAUUCCUAUUACAACUGCCACAGCUGAGAUCUCUAAAUUAAAAAAAGGAAUAUAAUAAGAGGAUUUUUCUAACCCCAAACUAAUACAAGAAUUUAAAUAUGAAAGUGGAAUUAUAAACUAUGAAAUAACAAGAAAAGCUUAAGGAAGAAUUACGCUCUAUUAAAAAAUUCUUAAAAUGUAAAACGAAUCAAGAUCAUAGAGUUAGAGUUGUUAUAUCAAUUAAGAAAUUAUUCAUCCGAUUCAAAAUAAGUUUAGAAAUUGA